AUGCCAUCAUCUGGACGCUUAGCCGUCGGAUAUGUCCAUGUCAACCUCCUUGUCGUUCCCGUCUUCUUCACCAUCUUGGGGGUGGUCCCCAGUUCUGUAUUCACCCAGGCCCGGCUGUCUGGGUGGCACGAUGCCAUGCUACCAAAAGCAUGCUGUCAGGUUGGACCAGAAGGGAACUUGCAGACGACAAGCAAAGAGCAUGCUUACAACUUGAGCAAGAACAGCGGUCAGAUCGCGCACAGCUUCCACAAGUCGUUGAGCGGUAAGCUCAGUAAUGCCGAUGACGGCACCACGACCAGCAACCGCGCUCGGCGAAUCACCAAAGGCCCCGGCGGCCAUUUCCACUUCGUGUCGGUGCUUGGCAAAAGCCUUGGCGAGCUGAUCGGCUCUCCUGCGAAUCUGUGCGCUGUGCAAGCAUAG
This is a messenger RNA of Fonsecaea erecta, 420 nucleotides long. RefSeq lists its product as hypothetical. Lineage: Eukaryota; Fungi; Ascomycota; Eurotiomycetes; Chaetothyriales; Herpotrichiellaceae. The record is from RefSeq and is a predicted model, not a curated record. The transcript is spliced from 2 exons. The coding region runs from base 1 to 420 and encodes 139 amino acids.